CCAGAUUUAAAUCAAUCUCAGAAAAAAGUACAAAUUUGCUGCAGAAAAAAAUAAAUAAAUAUCGGUACAUGAGACCUGAUGAAGAUAAAAUGAUUGAUUGUGAGGAAAACGCUGAUAAUACUUUCGAAGGAAAUCUGCAUAAAGUUGAGGAAUUUAUUGCAAAUAGUGAAGAAAGGAGUAAAGAUUCAGAAGAAGUUGGUGCACUUGAAAAUGUAAGCAAUGUUAUUUUGAAAUCAAAAAAUAAGAAGACCAAAAAAGGGAAAAGAUCAUUCAUCAAGCAUAAAAUAUUUUCAAUUAUUGAUCCGCUUAUAUCUGUUUGUAUUAUUGCACCAAUGUGUAUUGGAUUUUGGAGAGGACUCUGGGGCUUGCUGGACAUUUAUGCAGAAAAUAAGUUAUCCUUAUUUUUCAUUAUGAUUUUUAUUAUAUUAUAUAUAAUAUUUAAUAAUCUUUGAAUUCAAUGAUUAAAUUGGUUCAUAUUCAAGGUUGGAAAAGUUUUUCAAAAAGAAGAACUAAUUACAGCUACAGUUGCUUCGUGAAAACAGCAACUAUUUUGGUACAUAUAUUUCUAGUUACUUAUUCGAGUAACUGGAAUGAUCCUGCGCAGUUCCUUAUUGAUACAUGAAAUAUAUUACAUA
This is a messenger RNA of Belonocnema kinseyi, 635 nucleotides long. RefSeq lists its product as uncharacterized. NCBI's taxonomy places the organism in Eukaryota, Metazoa, Arthropoda, Insecta, Hymenoptera, Cynipidae. Bases 69 to 452 code for a protein of 127 amino acids. The transcript is spliced from 3 exons. The record is from RefSeq and is a predicted model, not a curated record.